AGUGCGCUGACACCAACAGAUGCCUAGAGAGAGAAAUAGACAGAGACAGACAGAGAGAGAGACACACACACAGAGACAGAAAAAGAGAGAGAGAGAGAGAGACAGAUGAAAUGAGAUGAGAGGAGAUGAGAGGAGAUGAGAGGAGAAGAGACCACCAAAAGUGAUCAGUAGCAUGCUUGAACUCACCGUCAUAUCCUCUACUAUUGCUGACCGUCCUUCGAUGACACCACGUCAGGUCUGGGGCAGACGACAGUGCUGACGUCAUCAUGAAAGCCGUGCGCGGCCUGUUCCGCCAGGUGGCCAUCACGUGCCUGUGCCUGGGAGAUUUCGCGCGCUUACUGUGUCUCCAGGCCGGAAAGUGCAAGGCCAAGAUCGUGGGCCUGUUCGCGCUCGUCUGUGUGAUCUUUGCCUGGAAGAAGCUCUUUGAGGGGCCCGCACAGAUGGGCGUGUAUUUCCCCCACGCUGUGGUCAUGAGAAGCUCACCCGCUUCAUCAGCCCCACGGUCCAGCAUUUUCUCCAUGACGGCAGGGGGCACCAUGUAUCUCUACUCCGCCAUCGCCAACGACCGCUACCCUCUGGACGGAGAGACCAACGUCAUCAUCACGGGGCUGAGCCGAGACGGCCUCCCGAGCCACUGCUGCGUUGUUCUGGACAACACCACCAUCUACACGUCACUUCCGGAGGAGUUCGAAACUAACCGACGCGCCAGAUUCUCCGAACUUCCGGUUGUCCGUGACAUCGCGUGGUACUUCCUGGAGGAGCCCUCCCGCGCCGUGCAGGUCACGUGCGCAGUUCCCAACACGGGACACCGCGCGACACACGCCACGCUGUCCUUUAGCGCGUGCUCACAAGACACGUCCGGCUACCUGCCCGUACAAAGGCCCUCCGCGCCUGAAGGAAGCAUGGCGGUCUGCGCUAAAAUCGCCCACGGCAACGGCCUUGACCCGGAAAAGGUCAUAGAGUGGUUUGAGCUGCAGAUGCUGCUGGGUGUGAGCAAAGUUCUCAUGUACGAUCUCGGGGUUACAGACCCGGUGAAGCGUGUUCUCAACUAUUACCAACGGCUGGGAUUCUUGGACUUACAGCCCUACGAGCUGGUCGGCCCUCCACGGAAUCGAAGUCUGUCGGAAAAGUUUAAGAGGAUGCCCCAAUUUAGCCAUGACGAGACGCUGAGCGUGUACGACUGUCGUCAGAGACUGAUGGACUACACGUUUGUCCUCGGCCAUGACCUUGACGAGCUGGUCAUUCCCAGACAGGAUGUGACCUUGCCAGAGUUUUUCAAG
Messenger RNA from Aplysia californica (California sea hare), 1280 nucleotides. RefSeq lists its product as uncharacterized. Lineage: Eukaryota; Metazoa; Mollusca; Gastropoda; Aplysiida; Aplysiidae. The record is from RefSeq and is a predicted model, not a curated record.